AUGAUGAUGAAUUACACGAUUUUGUCGUUGUUGGACAAGUCCCUGGAUCCAAACUCAGGAUACUUCGACCAGGCUCAGAGGGAUUUAGAAAUGGCAAGGAAGGCCAACUUGGCAGAGUAUAUAUCGUCUAUGGCCCAGGUCAUUCUAAACCCUGAGGCGAGUCCGGGAGCUAGGCACCUGGCAGGAAUUAUGCUUAAAAACAGUCUCGAGUUUAAGACCGAAGAAGAUAAGAUGAAUUACUAUAACACAACCAGGGAAACCUUGCACAACGUUAAAUCCCUCAUGGUCAACGUUAUGAGGACAGGACCAGACGCACAGUCAGUGUUGGCAUCGUGCGCAGUAGUAGCGCGCAUAGCGCUGAUAGAGCUUGAAAGGAAUACGUGGCCGGAGUUCUUUGAAAUAAUACUCACGAUGGUCGAGUCCCAAGACUUUAACCAGACGAGGAACUCGCUGAUGUGCCUGAGUUAUUUCCUGGAGGACGUUUCGAACCUCUAUGAGCAGAAGAACAUCAAUUAUUUAACCAGAGAUCAGGUAAAUAGGAUCCUGACCUCGGUGGUCAAGGGCACGUACAUAGAAGAGCCGCAGUCCUGUAAAUUGUCACUCAAGUGUCUGCAGAACAUGGUCUACUUUAUCAACAAGAACAUGGAGGUGAAAGAUGAAAGAGAAGUGAUAGUGGAGGCAGUAUGUAGAAGAUGUAAAAGCCAAAACCAACUGGAAGUAAGGAUGAACGCAUACGACUCCCUAGUGCAGCUGGUGUCAGAACACUACGCACACAUAAUGCCACUAAUGGAGAAGAUUGUGCCAUUUCUGUGGGAGGCAAUAGACUCGCAGGUCGAGGAGAUCGCGAUACCAGCAUUCGAGUUCUGGAACACAGUGUGCGAAAUAGAGAUGUACAACGACCAGGCGCAGAACACAGGACGGACGACCUCGAGCAGCCUAGACGGAAGCUCGCAGGCCAACUGCAGCAUAAUUAAGCAGGUGAUACCGUACCUGCUCCCGAAGAUACUCUUCACGAUGACGCUCCACAAGUACGAAGACAUGGACAUGGACGCGUGGACGCUGCCGAUGGCAGCAGGCAUAUGCCUGUCACUCUGUUCGCAGACGGUGAAAAACGACAUCGUGCGCUCAGUGCUGGAGUUCAUCAACGAAAACUUCCAGAGCUCGGAGUGGAACAAGAGAGAGGCGGCGGUCCUCGCGUACGGGUACAUCAUGGAGGGCCCGGACACGGAGACGCUGAGGAUCCUAGUAAACGACUCCUUUCGAAACCUGUGUGACGUGCUGAUGGACUCCUCAAUAGCAGUCAGGGACACGGCAGCCUGGACCAUCUCGAGAAUCGCAACGUUCCACUGCGGAGCGGUGCUAGGACACCUGGGCACGCCCGAGGUGCGCACGUCGAACAUGCACAAAAUAGUCAGAGCGCUCUUCGACGAGCCGAGAGUGGCAGUGAACAUAUGCUUCUUCCUACACGAGCUGGCGGAACACAUCAACGAAUACUCGAAAGAAUACAACCACCUCGAUAAUAUGUUCCUGACCCUCUGCCGUAACCUAAUAGAUCGCAGUAAAAUGGCCGACAGCAUGGAGUCGAACCUCUUCAGGGCAAUAUAUGACAGCCUGUGCAGCCUUAUAGCAGGGGUCUCGGACAACAGCCUUGAUUCGAUGAAGAUGAUGGUGGACCACUUCAUACCGUACGCGUCGGAACUGACGUCGACGAACCUCGCGGACGAGCAUAACAAGAUAAAGCUGCAGUCGGUCUACGGAGUCAUUCAGCUGCUGGUGACCAGAGUGGGAUGCAACGACAAGCUCAACCUGCUCAUGGAGAGCGUAUUCAAGUUUCUCUCGGUGGAACUGGACGAAGACGCGCUGCUCACACUCGCGGCGGUGGUGAGCGUGGUCAAGUUCGACACCCUCGCGCCCUUCGUGCCCAAUAUCGUCAAGGCGGUCCUGAUGGGUCUGGAGGGCGAGUACUCGCGCUGCAAAAUAUGCAUCGGGAUCGCCGGAGACAUUUCGCGCAGCUUAGAGUCAAACUUCGUGCCGUACUUGGACACCUUCAUGCCAGUCCUCGUGAGGAAGCUGCAGGACCCGAACGACAAUAGGAGGCUUAAGCCGCCAAUCAUCGUCUGCAUUGGCGACAUAGCGCUGGCGGUCGCCGGCUCCUUCGCGAAAUACGUCCAGGGCACGAUGUCGCUGCUUAUCCAGGCCGCCUCAACCACCUACGACAUGGGCCCCCCCGACAGCGACGAGUGGUUCGACUUCGUGAAGCAGCUCCAGGAGUCAUGCCUCCACGCCUUCUCCGGGAUAGUCCUGGGGCUCAAGGCCGGAGGCCUGCUCCACAUGCUGAGGAACUACGUCAACGCGGUCCUGAAGCUCGCUAACGACGUGGUUAGCACUCCCGACCAGUACUUUGACGCGAACUUGUUCAGGCUCGCGGUCUCACUUACCGGGGACCUCGUCCUGGCUUUCGGGGCAGACCUGUCGAUGCACCUCGUCGAUUCCCCCUUCAUGAACACCAUCGUGGCCAGGGUCAACCAGCUCGAGGCUGCACAAGACCCCAGCGCCGGCGCGUGCAGGGAGGGGGUGGUGUGGCUCCGCUCCUUGGUUAAAAGCAGCUAA
Molecule: messenger RNA, 2610 nt
Organism: Theileria orientalis strain Shintoku
Lineage: Eukaryota; Apicomplexa; Aconoidasida; Piroplasmida; Theileriidae
Product: importin subunit beta-1
Exons: 3
Coding region: 1-2610 (869 amino acids)
Biological process (GO): protein import into nucleus
Cellular component (GO): cytoplasm; nucleus
Molecular function (GO): small GTPase binding; nuclear import signal receptor activity
Source: RefSeq, a predicted model, not a curated record